AUGUCUGAGAAAUCCAAAGCCCUUGAUAUCAGACCCUCCCUCGACUCCGAAUCCGAGGCUGGCCCGUCAGCGCCCAAUGAGGCACCACCGCCAUCCUUUCAAGAAUCCGUUGAGAAUGACGCCGCAGCUUUCAAAACCCAGUUCGCAUGUAUCGAGAUCCGUCCGUCUGAUCGUAUCAGGCUCAUCAACUUUGAAGAGACCGACAUCUCGGCCGUGCACCAGGUGGUGAGGACCACCUGGUCAAGGGGCAUCGACAGGGUCCGGCCCUUUGGUGAGUCGCGAGAAAUGAAGCUCCAUGGAACUCCUUGGAGCUACAAAUCCAACGGAGAUGACGAUGCUCGACGGCUUCUGCUACACAGCCUGGUAUUUCGAAAACAAGAACCUGCACCUUCGCCCUGCGACUGGAUAGCCGUUUCAUUCGAUAGUAAUGACAAGCUCAAGAUAAUCGGCUCCCCGCCGCCAGAACUUGUCACCCGGCUUCUCCAAGCCUUCAGCGUCGAGAUCCAGAGACACGAAGCGACGGCGGACCGCGUCAAGAUCAAGUUCUGGGGCCAUCCGUGGACUCCCUCGGGCCAAGACACGGUGGCGACGAGCCUUAAGCUCCUGUCUCUGCUCAAAGUGCUCGAGAUCUGCGGCUUCACCUUAUAUGGCACCGUAGGCGCACGGCACGAGGACGAUACAGCGUCGGCAGACAUCAUGGUUUGUCAGCGGCAGAAGGAUUGGAUACCGGGGGCGCCGAUUCUACAUCGCUAG
Molecule: messenger RNA, 753 nt
Organism: Fusarium vanettenii 77-13-4
Lineage: Eukaryota; Fungi; Ascomycota; Sordariomycetes; Hypocreales; Nectriaceae
Exons: 2
Coding region: 1-753 (250 amino acids)
Source: RefSeq, a predicted model, not a curated record